ACUCAUUGAAUGUUUGCAAUAAUAGAGUCGUAUAAACAUUGAAUGCAAUAAUAGUUUGCUAUUGACUUGUAUUACAUUAACAUUAAGUCAAUUGCCAUUACAUCUAAAGUUAAUAUUGUAUUGACUUUUAUUGACAUAACAGUCGAUACCAUUGUUUUGCAAUCAAUUAUCACUUAAUAUGUUUAAGUCUUCGGCAACAUUUGAUCGACUUUUAGAUCGGGCCACAAGUCUGACCAAUUUGGAGCCCGACUGGAACGCCAUUCUUCUGAUAUGUGAUACAAUCAGACAAAAUGAUGUCCAACCAAAGUAUGCCGUGAACGCCAUUAAAAAGAAAUUAUACGCAACUAAUCCUAAUGUUGAACUUCUGGCUAUUCAGGUGUUAGAGUCGUGCGCCAAGAACUGUGGCACACCUUUUCAUAACGAGAUCGCAACGAAAGCAUUUAUGGAAGAGCUUAGAGACAUUGUAAAGAUGUCUUCGGACACAAAAGUGAGAGACGAGAUAUUGAAGUUGAUUCAGGUUUGGGCGCACGCCUUCCGCAACGAUUCCAACUUUCGUGUCGUUCAGGACACUGUCAAUCUGAUGAAGAUUGAAGGCUACAAAUUUCCGGUUCUUAAAGAAAGUGACGCCAUGUUUGCAGCCGAUUCGGCACCCGAAUGGGCCGACGGUGAAUGUUGUCAUCGAUGUCGCACUCAGUUUUCAAUGGUUCAAAGGAAACAUCAUUGCCGUAAUUGUGGACAAAUUUUUUGUCAAAAAUGUUCGUCAAAGAUGUCACCAAUUCCUAAAUAUGGAAUUGAAAAGGAGGUCCGCGUUUGCGACGAUUGUUUCGAUAAAUUGAAUAAAUUGAUAAAACCUGUGGAACAAUUGACAACAAAGUCAGGAACGACUUCAGCUGAGUCACCAUACAGUAGUGUCAAAAGCAAGAAUGAAACGACAAAAAGUGAACGCGAAAUACAAGAAGAAGAAGAACUUCAAUUGGCUUUGGCUUUGUCUCAAUCAGAGGCUGAAUCUAAGGAAAGAGAGAACAAAAUGAGAUCAUAUUCAACGCCUUCAUAUUCUAGUGGAACCACUAAAUCAAGUCUUAAGACGAGCUCUCCGAAGAAAUUGGACUCUUCAACAAAAUCAUUAUCUAAUAACAGCAUUGAGAUUUCAGAUCCUGAACUUUCUCGUUAUCUAAAUAGAGAAUAUUGGGAACAAAAGUCUAUGAGCUAUCAAUUGGAUGAAUCGACGGCUAAUAAGCCAACGCCAAGUGCUCCACAACCGCAACAACUUCUAAACAAUUCAGUGAAGACAAGUGGAAAUAUAGGCUCAGAUUCUAACAAAUCAAAGUAUAAUAUAACCAAUGGCUUAGACGAUGAAAUGGAAUCGUUUUUGGUGUCAUUGAAGUCUGCAAUUGAGAUAUUUGUCAAUAGAAUUAAUUCCAAUCAAUUGAGAGGUCGUCCCAUUGCUAAUGACAGUGCUGUCCAAUCACUGUUUAUGAACAUAACAAACAUGCACUCAACACUUCUGGCUUAUAUCCAGCAACAGGACAAUGAUAGGACACACUUUGAAUCACUUCAAGACAAAUUGGGACAAAUACGUGAUGCAAGAGCUGCUUUGGAUGCACUCAGAGAGGAACAUAGGGAACAAAUGAGACGUGAAGCUGAAGAGGCUGAAAGAUUGAGACAACAACAAAUGGCUCAGAAAUUAGAGAUAAUGAGGAAGAAAAAGCAAGAAUAUCUACAAUAUCAGAGAGAAAUAGCUUUACAGAGAAUGCAAGAACAGGAACGGGAAAUGAUGUUAAGACAGGAACAACAAAAAUAUAUUCCCAAUGUUUGGCAUCCUUCACAACCUGUUCCACAAGCAUUAUCAUCUGUUAUACCCCAAAGCUUACCACAAUCUGUUCCUCAAGUUAUGUACUCAAAUGGUCCACAAGCAAUGCCAUCAAAUUAUGUCCCGUAUGGUCCACCAACUGGACCGCAACCACUUGCGAAUCAAACCAUUCAAUAUGGAGCACCAAAUACUUUGGCAACUUCUGGACAAAAUGUUAAUUUAUAUGGACAACAAAAUAGUGGUCCUCAGUAUCCACCUCCAGCACCACAACCGCCACCGUUGCCUACCACAACACAAACACCACAAUCCUCGCAUAUAGGAGGAGCUCAACAAAUAAAUCCAUAUAAUAUGCAGAAUAUGAUGAAUACUUUACCACAAAUUCCAGUUAAUGUUGUUCAGGGAUCCAUUAUGUCAAUGAAUGCACCGGUAGGGCCACACACUGAUGGUUCGCAACAGAAUCCGGUACCACAAGCAAUGGAAGCGCCGCUUAUAUCGUUCGAUUGAUUUAUUUAUAAUUAAAAAUAAUUUCUAUUUAAAUGGAUUAUUUUAUAGUCAAUAAUUGAGGUAAUUAAGGAUUUAUGGCUUUUAAUUAAAACUUAAAAAACUGCUUUAUUUUAUA
This is a messenger RNA of Oppia nitens, 2429 nucleotides long. RefSeq names its product hepatocyte growth factor-regulated tyrosine kinase substrate-like (gene Hrs). The coding region runs from base 179 to 2314 and encodes 711 amino acids. Gene Ontology annotation, molecular function: metal ion binding; phosphatidylinositol binding; ubiquitin binding. The transcript has 4 exons. Lineage: Eukaryota; Metazoa; Arthropoda; Arachnida; Sarcoptiformes; Oppiidae. The record is from RefSeq and is a predicted model, not a curated record.